This is a messenger RNA of Balaenoptera ricei (Rice's whale), 3398 nucleotides long. RefSeq names its product karyopherin subunit alpha 1 (gene KPNA1). NCBI's taxonomy places the organism in Eukaryota, Metazoa, Chordata, Mammalia, Artiodactyla, Balaenopteridae. The record is from RefSeq and is a predicted model, not a curated record. Gene Ontology annotation, biological process: NLS-bearing protein import into nucleus; postsynapse to nucleus signaling pathway. Gene Ontology annotation, cellular component: nucleoplasm; nucleus; cytoplasm. Gene Ontology annotation, molecular function: nuclear import signal receptor activity; protein binding. Bases 203 to 1819 code for a protein of 538 amino acids. The transcript has 14 exons.
CAGGCGUACUGCGAACGCCGGCUGAGCUGGGUCUCGCUGUGCUGGGUGCGCGGCGGUGUCGGCGGGCGAGGCCUGGUGAGCACCGCCGAGGCGCGAGCUGGGUCUUCGAGGUUGUGUGCGGGAGAGGCACGGCAGGCGAGCGAGCGAGCCAGAGGCUCACCCCAGCAGUGGCACCGGGAUCGGCUGCCUUGAGCUUGAAGUCAUGACUACCCCAGGGAAAGAGAACUUUCGCCUGAAAAGUUACAAAAAUAAGUCCCUGAAUCCUGAUGAGAUGCGCAGAAGGAGGGAGGAAGAAGGACUGCAGUUACGUAAGCAGAAAAGAGAAGAGCAGUUAUUCAAGCGAAGAAAUGUUGCUACAGCAGAAGAAGAAACAGAAGAAGAAGUUAUGUCAGAUGGAGGCUUCCAUGAGGCUCAGAUUAAUAACAUGGAGAUGGCACCAGGUGGUGUUAUUACUUCUGACAUGAUUGAAAUGAUAUUUUCCAAUAGCCCAGAGCAACAGCUUUCAGCAACGCAGAAAUUCAGAAAACUGCUUUCAAAAGAACCUAAUCCUCCUAUUGAUGAAGUCAUCAGCGCACCAGGAGUAGUGGCCAGGUUUGUGGAGUUCCUCAAACGAAAAGAGAAUUGUACAUUGCAGUUUGAGUCAGCUUGGGUACUGACAAAUAUUGCUUCAGGAAAUUCUCUUCAGACCCGGAUUGUGAUUCAGGCAGGAGCUGUGCCUAUCUUCAUAGAGUUGCUCAGCUCAGAGUUUGAAGAUGUCCAGGAGCAGGCAGUCUGGGCUCUUGGCAACAUUGCUGGAGAUAGUACCAUGUGCAGGGACUAUGUUUUAGACUGCAAUAUUCUUCCGCCUCUGCUGCAGUUAUUUUCAAAGCAAAAUCGCCUGACCAUGACCCGGAAUGCAGUAUGGGCUUUGUCUAAUCUCUGUAGAGGGAAAAGUCCCCCUCCAGAAUUUGCAAAGGUUUCCCCCUGUCUGAAUGUGCUUUCCUGGUUGCUGUUUGUCAGUGACACUGAUGUACUGGCUGAUGCCUGCUGGGCCCUCUCAUAUCUAUCAGAUGGACCCAAUGAUAAAAUUCAAGCAGUCAUUGAUGCAGGAGUAUGUAGGAGACUUGUGGAGCUGCUGAUGCAUAAUGAUUAUAAAGUGGUUUCUCCUGCUUUGCGAGCUGUGGGAAACAUUGUCACAGGCGAUGAUAUUCAGACACAGGUAAUUUUGAAUUGCUCAGCUCUGCAGAGUUUAUUGCAUUUGCUGAGUAGCCCAAAGGAGUCUAUCAAAAAGGAAGCAUGUUGGACAAUAUCUAACAUCACAGCUGGAAAUAGGGCACAGAUCCAGACUGUGAUAGAUGCCAACAUUUUCCCAGCCCUCAUUAGUAUAUUACAAACUGCUGAGUUUCGGACAAGGAAAGAAGCAGCUUGGGCCAUCACAAAUGCAACUUCUGGAGGAUCAGCUGAACAGAUCAAGUACCUCGUAGAACUGGGCUGUAUCAAGCCACUCUGUGAUCUCCUCACAGUCAUGGACUCUAAGAUUGUACAGGUUGCCCUAAAUGGCUUGGAAAAUAUCCUGAGGCUUGGAGAACAAGAAGCCAAAAGGAAUGGCACUGGCAUUAAUCCUUACUGUGCUUUGAUUGAAGAAGCUUAUGGUCUGGAUAAAAUUGAAUUCUUACAGAGUCAUGAAAACCAAGAGAUCUACCAGAAGGCCUUUGACCUUAUUGAGCAUUACUUUGGGACUGAGGAUGAAGACAGCAGCAUUGCACCCCAGGUUGACCUUAGCCAGCAGCAGUACAUCUUCCAGCAGUGUGAGGCGCCUAUGGAAGGUUUCCAGCUUUGAAGCAAUACUCUGCUUUCAUGUCCCCGUGUCAGACCAGGCUACCCAGUCAAGUCCUCUUGUGGAGCCCACAGUCCUCAUGGAGCUAACUUCUCAAAUGUUUUCCAUAAUACUGUUUGCGCUCAUUUGCUUGCCUUGCGCACCUGCUCUCUUACACACAUCUGGAAAACCUCUGGCUCUCUGUGGUGGAAUACCCUUCUAAUAAAAGGGUAACCAGAACGGCCCACUCUCUUAUGGAAAACCCUAGGCUUUGGAGAUCCGCACUUAUAUAUUAUAGAGUCAUGGGAAUAUACACAUAAUAAUGUGGCUCCCUUUUUUUUUUGUGGGGGAAAAAAGAGGACUCCUCAUUCCCUUUAAUGUGGGAAAAAAUACUGACAUUAAAAGAUGAGACUAAACCUUUAUCUUGAAUUUCACACAACUACUUGCAACAAGGGAGAUGUUUAGACCUGUUGUGUACUUCAGAGUACUUUUCAUGAGUUCUUCCACAGUGAACCCUUGGAUUACCUGGUGGCUUUUUCUAGCCAAAUUUGCAUUAAUCCUUACUGAGAUUGGAUGGUUUUCUUUCCUCUGUUGGCGCCAUUCUCCACAGAUAUUCAACCAUCCGCUCCCUCACCUUCAGCCUUCAGUGAAUGUGCUUUCUAGUUGUCAGGAAUGCUGAAGAAUUAACACUUUGACUCUUAAAUGUGAUACUGGUUUGAAGAUUCCCUUAGAGCAAAAAGGAGAGGGGCACAUAUUAAUUUGUAUGGCUAUUGCUUCUCUUUGGUCUUAUGUGUCUUAGGAUUUGGAAGUGGUUCAAUUCUAAUGCUGGUAUGAAGAUUUAGAAUCCUUAGUGAUCGAAACCGUAUCCUGUAAUUCAAUAAACAAGUUAAAAACAAAUAGAAAAAAAAAAGCCCUCUGAUUUUCCCAAACUUAACCAGUGUGACUAGAGGCUGUGUUUCUGCAUUAAAACAAAUGUUUCAGGCUUUGUGGUCCUGAUCAAGGUCCUCAUUAAAUUGGAGUUCACCCUAGGUGCUUUUCCUCUCUGUGACUGGCAAGUAACACAUGCUUUUAAAGGUUACUUAGGGAAUUCUUUUUUUUCCCCUUAGUUGGGUGCAGCUGGAUUCUAAUGUAUUCAUGCUGCACAUAAGUAGCAUCCUUAUCUUAAAUAACCAUCUUCUGGACAUGACCUGUUUAACCCAAAUAAGGGCAGUGAUCUUCUUCUUAUAACCUCAUUGUUCCCUAAUCAUUUCAUUUCAUCUCCUACUAGUACUACCCAGUCAAGUCCCCUCCAUAAAAUAAAAACAGUUCUACCUUCUGGCUCAUUUAAUGAUGACUGCAAUCUCUACCUGCAAAUGGCGCUUCCAGUACUGUCUUCAGUGAUCCACAUUUGUGCCCAGACUGGAAUGAAAAAAUAAGCUUAAUUGCCAAGAGAACUGCAACUGAGUUCAAUACGACUUCUUGGUGCUAGUUGGCCAUCUUGACUCAAUGUUGGGAUAUACUAUCAGAGAAGAUUUUUUGUUGAUGUGCUGUUCAAAAUGAAUUCUGAAGGAAAAGUUGCUCACUUUUUCAGAGAAUAUCCUUUUAUUAAACCUCUUUAAUUUUG